AUGCGCAGAGACAGAGCGGGCACGGGCAGAGCAUUGGUGGCCAGCCUGGGACUGGGGCUGCUGUUUCUAACGCUGCUCCUACCCAUGCUGAUUUCUUCAAACCAAACAAUUGUUGUAACACUUUCAAGGAACUCCUCCCAGAAUACUUCAACUGCCCCAAAUCUGGCUAAUGCCACCACCGUGGCAACUGGGAGUGCUCUGCAGUCAUCAGCCAGUCUCUCUGUGAUCUCCAUCUUCCUUCUACAUCUCUACUGUCAAGAGACUUGGGCCAAGAAACAUCUAUACUUCCCUGUCUUCUAA
Molecule: messenger RNA, 300 nt
Organism: Odobenus rosmarus divergens (Pacific walrus)
Lineage: Eukaryota; Metazoa; Chordata; Mammalia; Carnivora; Odobenidae
Product: signal transducer CD24-like
Exons: 1
Coding region: 1-300 (99 amino acids)
Source: RefSeq, a predicted model, not a curated record